AUGGGACUCCUGGACCUCUUCAUCACGGCAUGUGUGCCUGUUCUCAACACGCUCCUGGUUACCGGCUUCGGAUCGUUCCUCGCAACUGACUUUGCUGGGAUUCUGGGAAAAGAAGCAAGGAAGCAUCUAAACUAUGUGGUGUUUUAUGUAUUCAAUCCAUGUCUUGUCUCAAUCAACUUGGCAAAAACAAUCACCAUGGAAACCAUGGCCAAAUUGUGGUUCAUGCCAGUGAAUGUCUUCUUCACUUUUAUCUUCGGGUUAAUCUUCGGUUGGUUCGUGAUAAAAGUCACCCGAGCUCCACCCAAGUUAAGAGGCCUCAUUCUGGGUUGCUGUUCUUCUGGCAAUCUGGGCAAUAUUUUCCUCAUCAUCAUUCCAGCUCUUUGCAAAGAGAAGGGAAGCCCGUUUGGAGCACCUGAUGUUUGCCAGACUUAUGGACUAGCCUACUCAUCGCUCUCAUUGGCGAUCGGUGCCAUCGUUCUUUGGACGGGCGCGUACAAUAUUAUUCGUGCAAACUCAGAGGUCACUGAAGGAGACGGUAAACCUCCCACGGCUCAAACAAAAGUGUCGGCUCCAGGAGGCACUACGGGCGUAGUUUCAGAGACAAAUUAUUCGAUCUUGAGUGAUCAUGUGGAUGAAUGCUCUCUCCCAUUGAUAUCCAAUGCAACUACAAUCAAAACUAAGGUCCCAUUAUCAGAGAGAGCAAAACGAUUUGUAUCAUCGGUUUCUAACACAGUUGAUCUGAAGAAGCUGUUUGCACCUUCGACUAUUUCAGUGAUUGUCGGGUUUAUAAUUGGAGGAAUACCUCUGCUUAGAAAUGCUAUGAUUGGAGAUAGCGCUCCACUUCGUGUCCUUACCGAAUCGGCUGAAUUAAUCAGCGGAGGAGCCAUUCCAUCUGUGACGCUGAUUAUGGGAGCGAAUCUCAUCACCGGUUUGCGAGGAGAUGUGAGCGUCCCACGGGCAGUGAUCGCCGGUGUCGUGGCCGUCAGGUUCGUCCUCCUGCCAUUGAUGGGCACCGUGCUUGUGAAAGUGGCGAUCCGGCUCGGCGUCAUCCAACCAGACCCUCUAUACCAGUUCAUCCUCCUGUUGCAGUACGCCGUCCCACCCGCCAUGAACAUCGGGACCAUCACGCAGCUUUUUGGAGUGGGUGAAAGCGAGUGCUCGGUGAUCUUCGUGUGGGUGUACGCGGUGGCGUCGGUUGCGGUGACGAUGUGGUCUGCGUUCUUCAUGUGGACCUUGUCAUGAGCAUCUCCCGUGUAGUAGUACGUCGGAGUCUCUGAAGCCGCGUUAUACUAGAACAAGGGAAAGACCGGAGAGCCCAGCGAGCUAGUGACCAUUCUAUCUCAUCUCCCUGAGUCGAUCAGAACGCACAAGCUCAAUCGAGUUGCUAUAAAGCCUACAUAUUGUGGAA
This is a messenger RNA of Lolium rigidum, 1408 nucleotides long. RefSeq names its product protein PIN-LIKES 3-like. The record is from RefSeq and is a predicted model, not a curated record. Gene Ontology annotation, biological process: endoplasmic reticulum to cytosol auxin transport. The transcript is spliced from 10 exons. Bases 1 to 1242 code for a protein of 413 amino acids. Gene Ontology annotation, cellular component: membrane. Lineage: Eukaryota; Viridiplantae; Streptophyta; Magnoliopsida; Poales; Poaceae.